AUGAAGCGAAAGGCUGAUAACCGCGGCGAGUCGGCAGACUCGACCAAGCGCCAGCAACUCGACCUGGCCGACCAGGAGCUCGACAAGGGCAGCCCGGAGCAAGAAACUGCAGAAUCCACCUCCAUUUACGAUGGCAACGAUGCUGCUUCUGAUACUGCCUCUCCCCCAGGCGACACCAAUACCGUUGGGGCAACCUCGAUCUCUACCUCCCGCCGAGGCCGCAAGUUCCCCUCCGAUAUGAAGACGAUCAAGUGCACUUUCCCUGGCUGCGACAAGAGCUUCAACCGACCUGCUCGCCUGGUGUCUCAUCUUCGAAGCCACACCGGCGAUCGAAUCCACCGCUGCACCUAUGAAGGAUGCGACAAAUCCUACCUCGAAGAGAAACACCUGACGCAACACAUCAAGGGUUCCCACACCCACGAGAAGAACUACGUCUGCAACGUCGAAGGAUGCGGCAAAGCUUUCGUCACCAAUACGAGACUCAAGAGGCAUGCUGCCGUUCAUGAAGGUGCUGAGCGAUUUCGAUGCCGAGACUAUGAGGGUUGCAGUGAGAGCUUCCGGAAGCGUGAGACUCUGCAGCGGCACAUUCGGACCAGGCACCUCAACCAGGCCGGUUUCCCUUGUCUGCAAGACGGUUGCCAAGAGGGCUUCGACAGCGCCGGUGCUCUCCGGCGUCACACGGAGCGCGAGCAUGGGCAACUACGGUUUUGGUGCGACGAGUGCGCCAAGGAGACGGACGAGGAUGGUGAAGAGAAAAGGGUUGGGUUUACGACGUUGAAUAUGCUUAAGACUCAUGCUAGAACUGAGCACCGAGCGUGUCCUUUCUGCGACAAGAAGAUCGGCCGGCAGUUUCAGCUGGAGGAGCACAUGGAGAAUAUGCACUCUGGAAAAUCCGUCGAGGAGAGAAAGGAUGUGCCUUGCAACUGGCCAGGGUGCGAGAGCAUGUUCACCCGAAAGUCCAACAUGAUGACGCACUACCGAAGUGCGCACGAAGGCAAGAAGUUUGUCUGUGGCGAGGUCAACACUUUCAACACGCCCGAUAUCGCGGAUUGGAACUGGCAAGAGGAGGGUUGCAAGGCUCCGUUUGUUAGCAAGCUCAAGCUUGAGGAGCACAUCCGAUUUGUUCACCUAGGAAGGAAGCGUCCGGAGAGAACCAUCACCCUGAACUUUGACGGACCGGACGAGGUGGACGAGAUGACGGCGGCAGUCGACAAGAAGAAGCUUGCCUGCAGUGUACUUGGGUGCGAAGCGAGGUUCAUCAGAUAUGCGGAUCUCAACAAGCAUUUGGAAGCUCAUCAGAGACAGGCUUCAAGCAUCGAUGAUGGAUAUGCUCAACAAGCGCAGCCCAAUGUUGCCGUCGAGGCAGGAUAUGAGCCCCGAGAUUUUAUUCUUUCUGCCCCUCAAGACGGAUAUGGAAACCAGGACCACAUGCUUGUCGUGCCUGAUGCUGGGUAUGGCGAUCAAGGCCAUAUUCUCACCGCCAACAGCGCCUACGUCGCUCCGACCAACAGGUACGGCAACCAGGACCAUAUUCUCAACGAUCUUAAGAACGAGCCGGGGAUUCCAGAUCUGACUGGGGAUGCGCCUCACGGUCUUGCACUUGAUCCGGAGCUGCAGGCUUCGACAAUGGACAUGCGGCUUCAGGGGCCAGAUGAUCAGCAACAGCAGCAACAGCAGGAUCUAGAUCCCAACUUUUAUCCUGCUUUGGCGAAUAUGCUCGGAGGGGACACCCACGCCAACGCCGAUUGGAAUGUGAUGAACGAACUGCUUGGCCAUGGUCAGUAUUAG
Podospora anserina S mat+ is the source of this 1788-nucleotide messenger RNA. RefSeq lists its product as uncharacterized. Bases 1 to 1788 code for a protein of 595 amino acids. Gene Ontology annotation, biological process: regulation of transcription by RNA polymerase II. Gene Ontology annotation, cellular component: nucleus. Lineage: Eukaryota; Fungi; Ascomycota; Sordariomycetes; Sordariales; Podosporaceae. The record is from RefSeq and is a predicted model, not a curated record. The transcript has a single exon.